ACGAAGUGACCAGCGCGCCUCGGCUCAGUUUCGAGAAGGCCAUGAAAGGGCUUCAUUCUUCGGGUCUCAGGGCGACGCCUGUUCUAAGAAAUCGACCUCAAGAAGCUUACUCCACGAUUAACGAGUAUCGGAGACAAAACCCUUCGAAUACAGUCCACAGAACUUCAAAACACAGCCCCUUAAACAACACUGAAGGGCCUUCAAGAGGUAAUCCUUACCCACUAAUUAGUCAAUUAGAGAAUACCAGCUUGAUUCGGCACCCCACUCGUGAACAUAGUUUGAAUCUUAAACCAAUUGAUCAUUCAUAUAUUUCUAGGAUUCUAUUGAGCAAGGACUGGUUCCUAUUGCUAAACCACGAGUUUAAGGCGAAGAGGCUCGUUUUGGCUCCUCAAUUUGUUGUUAGUAUUUUGCAAAAUCAAGAAAACCCAUUAAAUGCUAUAAGAUUUUAUAUCUGGGUUUCGAAUAUCGACCCUUCACUUGCAAAGAAACAAUCGAUUCGAGGGGUUCUUGGCCAAAACCUUUAUCGAGAAGGUCCUGAUCGUCCGGUGUUAUUGUCAGUUGAUCUGCUUCAGCAAAUUAAAGAGUCUGGUCUCAAAGUGACACAGGAAUUGCUUUGUAUAUUACUUGGAAGUUGGGGUAGAUUGGGUUUGGCAAAAUACUGUGUGGAAGUAUUUGGGCAAAUUUCGUUUUUGGGACUUAAUCCCACCACCAGACUGUACAAUGCUGUAAUUGAUGCAUUGAUCAAGUCCAAUUCUCUAGACUUGGCUUAUUUAAAAUUUCAGCAAAUGUCGUCUCAUAACUGCGUUCCUGAUAGGUUCACUUACAACAUUCUCAUCCAUGGUGUUUGUAGGCUUGGGGUGGUGGAUGAGGCACUUCGUUUGAUGAAACAAAUGGAGGGCUUGGGAUAUUUUCCGAAUGUGUUCACGUAUACGAUCUUGAUUGAUGGAUUUUUCAAUGCCAUGAGGGCUGAGGAAGCCUUUGGAGUUUUACAGACAAUGAAGGAGAGGAAUGUGGUUCCAAAUGCAGCAACUAUGAGAUCCCUGGUUCAUGGAGUAUUUCGUUGUUGUGCCCCAGAUAAAGCUUUUGAAUAUUUAUUGGAAUUUGUCCAGAAGAAGCCGAGCGUGUCUCAAUUGGUUUGUGACAAUAUUCUUUACUGCCUUUCAAAUAAUUCUAUGGCCAGUGAGGCGGUUAUGUUCUUGAGUAAAAUGGGGAAGAAAGGUUAUGUUCCGGAUAGUUCAACCUUUAAUGUCACUAUGGCAUGUGUAUUAAAUACGCUAGACCUGAAAGAAGCUUGUGAUAUAUUCGAUAAUUGUACGCAGAGAGGUGUCAAGCCAGGGUUCAGUACAUAUCUUGCACUUAUUGAAGCUCUGUACAAGGCAGGGAAAACGGAGAUUGGAAACAAAUAUAUGGAUCGACUAAUAAAGGAUGGUCUUGUUUCGAACAACUAUUCAUAUAAUAUGGUCAUUGAUUGCCUUUGCAAAGGCAAAUUAAUGGACAGAGCAGCAGAAAUCUUUAGGGAUCUGCAGUCUAAAGGCAUUUCUCCAAAUAUUGUAACUUUUAAUACACUUAUUAGUGGGUAUUGCAGAAAUGGAGGUAUGGACAAAGCUCAGGAAUUUCUUGAAAUGCUAUUAGAAUGUCGUUUUAGACCAGAUAUCUUCACUUUUAAUUCAGUAAUUGAUGGCCUCUGUCAAGCACACAAGUACGAAGAUGCUUUUGGUUGUUUCAAUGAAAUGGUCGAGUGGGAUGUCACUCCAAAUGCUAUCACGUAUAAUAUAUUGAUACGCUCCUUUUGUGCGAUUGGAAAUGUUGCUAGAUCUACUCAACUCUUGAGAAAAAUGCAACUUCACGGUAUACAACCCGAUACUUUUUCCUUCAAUGCUCUUAUCCAAAGCUACCUUCGAAUGAAUAAAGUUCAUAAAGCCGAGAAGCUUUUUGAUUCAAUGUUAAGGUUGGGUAUACAGCCCGACAAUUAUACUUAUGGUGCAUUUAUUAAGUCAUUGUGCAAGUCAGGUAGGCAUGAUGAAGCAAGGGAGAUGUUUCUCUCAAUGAAGGUGAAUGGUUGUACUCCUGACUCUUAUACUUGUAGUCUUAUUAACGACACUCUUGCCCAUAUUUAAACCUUUACUCAAUCUUUAUGUGGAUGCUGAGGAAAUUGUGGAGAUUGAAGAAAAUAUGUGAACAAGAACAUUUUAUGAACAGCUUGAACAUCGGGGAUUGACCGUUUAUUGGUACUGAUACCUUGAUGUUUUCCGAUAUGAAUUGUUUCAAGCACUGUGAAAAUAAAAAAUGUCUGUUGUUGUGGAGAGAGGAGAACGGAUGAUUCACUUUCCAUUUGAUGUUAACAAGCAGUCUGAUGAGUUCUUAGACGCCACGUCAAAUACAGUCUUUCUGAACUAAUCAAGGAACAUAUCCGCAGUUAUUAAAAAGGCACACUUAGGUGUGUAGUACGGCACAGUCACCUUGAACAGAGUAGUUGAAACUCUAAGGUCAUUACUUGAGGGGAUGAAACUUACCAUCUGCCCCCUACAUCGACCCCAUGGUACAAUGUAAGGUUUCAGAAUUCGGCAGGAUUUUCAAUACUGUAGCCAUGGAGUUUCUUCGAGGACGGGAAAAACACAAAGGCUUCUAUGAUGGAUAUACAUCUGUGAUUCAUGUGACCUUG
Cucurbita maxima (winter squash) is the source of this 2662-nucleotide messenger RNA. Its product is annotated as putative pentatricopeptide repeat-containing protein At3g16890, mitochondrial. The record is from RefSeq and is a predicted model, not a curated record. Bases 42 to 2117 code for a protein of 691 amino acids. NCBI's taxonomy places the organism in Eukaryota, Viridiplantae, Streptophyta, Magnoliopsida, Cucurbitales, Cucurbitaceae. The transcript has 2 exons. Gene Ontology annotation, molecular function: protein binding.